AUGGAGGCCAUCGAUGACUACGCCAAUGAAAACAUUGCACGAUCGCUAGCCUAUACGGUGCUCGAGCAAAGACAACAACACAACUUUACAACCUUGGUUCCCAUGGCAUCCAAGUUGCUAGCCCACCGAGUUCGAUUCCUUGGACCAUCGCUGUCAAGUAGUAGUGGUAACGACUCGAAUGAAGAACCAUCCAAAGACGAGUGGAGCAACCUUAUUCAAUGGCAAAAGGACGACUGUCAAAGGAUCAUCGAGACUGAGUGGAGUACACAUGAUCAAUUGUAUCGUAAUCCAGUAUACUACAAACGGCUAGACGCAGAGACGUUGCAUUGCAUGGUGGAAUUUGCAGCAGUGGAUCAUCGACGUUAUGCAGUUGUAUUGAUACUCGAGGAGGGCGCAACCGACAUUUCAGAGUUAAAGUAUCACAACACCAAGGCAUUCUCGGAGGAUGAUUGGAAUACCAAUGUUGUCAAGAGGUGGUCCGAAUCAUUAGAACAUGCUGAACGUGAUUAUAUGGUCCCACCCAGCCCAGAGCCUGUAGCAACAGCGAAUGGACACGAGGCACCAGAUGGAUAUUGGGGUCAAUGGUCAUCUGAUGAGAACGAUGAUGAAGAAGAUGAUGAUGAAGACUUGGAGAUCAAGGGUAAAAGGGGAGGACGUGUUGUUGAUGGUGAAAAGAAAACAAGCACGAGCAUGGAGGACAAGGAGGAAGAUUCAGAGGAUUCAGAAGAUGAGUAUUAUGCGAGAUGGAGUCAAGACCCUGGAACCCUUACACCAGGUCCUACGGAUGAUACGACGACGACCGUUGGAGAAACAAGGGAUGAAAGACGCACGUUGCAACCUUACAAAGUGUUCCAAAGUUUGGCUGAUACGGAGCGACAAGAGAUGCAGGAGGAAUAUGAUACAUCAUUCAACCCGCUCUAUACUGUGCCAAGUGUACCUGAUUUAAUGGAUAUGCAUACAUCGGCCCUGCACGAAUUAACGCAAAUGUUACACGAAUCCCUGCCACCUUCCUCCUCUUCUGGUGGUGCUGCUACAACUACUACUGCAACGACACAUGCUCCUCCUCCUCCCCUUUCAACUACCACAGUGGAUCCUUUGCCCAAAGUAGUCCGAUCCCGCGAAAAUGACGAGUUUUCACAACAACAACAACAACACGUGCCAGGUGCUUUCCCAUUAGCCCCAACCACCCCACCCACACAUGCAUCAUCCUAUGGUCAAGAAGCAGGUCGGAUGUUCCUCGAAAAGAGCAUGCGUGCUUUGAUUGGUGUUGCUCGUCUCGUUGGUUUCAAAGAUUCGGACAUUCUCGGCAUGGUCAAACAUAUCAUUAGCGAAGACACUAAAGCCAUUGCAUAA
This is a messenger RNA of Lichtheimia ornata, 1353 nucleotides long. RefSeq lists its product as uncharacterized. The transcript is spliced from 2 exons. Bases 1 to 1353 code for a protein of 450 amino acids. NCBI's taxonomy places the organism in Eukaryota, Fungi, Mucoromycota, Mucoromycetes, Mucorales, Lichtheimiaceae. The record is from RefSeq and is a predicted model, not a curated record.